AUGCAUCUCAUCGCCGCCAUUCAGGUCAAGGCAACAAGGUUGACAUUCAAUCAGUCUGUCAUUCAAGUCGAGGACAGUCAAAUCAAACAGCCGCAGUAUCGUCAGCACGCCGAAAUAGUUGACUUUGGAAGCGAGGGAGCCGACGGCGAUGAGGAUGAUGCCACAGAUGACGAUGACGAUGAAAAUGGAGAGCAAGAAGACGGGGACGAUUAUGAUGAGAACGAUCCAAAAAACUAUCGUAUGACACAAGAAGAGUCUGAUUUCCUUGAGCGACAAGGCAAAGCACACCUUCCUAUUGAAGAUGCUGUUGCAUUCCUGGCCCAGGCUCGUUCAGAAGGCUUCCCGACAGUUGAUGGCGACUCCUACCCGACUACCACGGACGGCGAGCCCACCGAGUGGCGAGGAGAGCAAGGUCUGACACGUGAACCUCCCUCGCCCCGACGAUCUGUCGUGAACGGCCAUCGUCAAAUGGCCCAGCUGUCCACGCCUCGUCAACCACAGGGCGGAAGUAAUGCGCAGCCUCUGCACAGCUCGACCAAGCUCUUCAAGCAGUCGGCAAAUAUUCGUGACCAGCAACGUGAUCCCAUUGCGCGCUCCGCCUGCGAUUACGACCUCGAAGUCCUUCACAAAAUGAGCUACGACCAGCUCAAGAACGAGAGCUUCGAUUCCAAUCCCCGUGCAAAGGACCCGCCGCUGUCUGAAGACAUGCUUCAAAAGCCCCUCGUUGAGCGCCUCGAGCACGUGCAGAAGAAUUUCAAUCCAAUCAAACAAUCUGAAUUCUUCCACGCCCUACCCACCCGCGAAUGGGAGGAUGCCGGAGAUUGGUUCCUCGAGCAGUUUGGUAGCAUCAUCAAUCGGACCAAAGAGGCACGCAAGCAAAAGCGCAAGCUCGCUGAAGGCUUCGAGGACGAGAUUGAGAAGCGACACAAGCACGUGAGCAUGAAAUGCCGUCAAGUUGGGGAUGCGAUGUCGAAGAUGGAAGCUCAGGGCGAAGGACUAGUCCCUAGGAGCCCGAAGCCAAAGAGGCGCUGA
This is a messenger RNA of Parastagonospora nodorum SN15, 1032 nucleotides long. RefSeq lists its product as hypothetical. Gene Ontology annotation, molecular function: TBP-class protein binding; RNA polymerase I core promoter sequence-specific DNA binding. Gene Ontology annotation, biological process: nucleolar large rRNA transcription by RNA polymerase I. NCBI's taxonomy places the organism in Eukaryota, Fungi, Ascomycota, Dothideomycetes, Pleosporales, Phaeosphaeriaceae. Bases 1 to 1032 code for a protein of 343 amino acids. The record is from RefSeq and is a predicted model, not a curated record. The transcript is spliced from 3 exons. Gene Ontology annotation, cellular component: RNA polymerase I core factor complex.